AUGACUAGAGACUAUCGGCAGUCAGAUCGGAAACACAAUGAUGAAUUAGAAGAGUUCAUUCAUCUGAUGUAUUCUUCAAUAUCACUAAAUGUUAAGGCUUGUGCUGUAAAAUAUAUUCGAAUGCAAUGUGCAUUACCAUCACGAAAGAAUCUUGAUCGACUGGUAAGCCUUUAUACAGCAGGUUAAGA
Molecule: messenger RNA, 188 nt
Organism: Enterobius vermicularis (human pinworm)
Lineage: Eukaryota; Metazoa; Nematoda; Chromadorea; Rhabditida; Oxyuridae
Source: the annotation of a GenBank genome assembly